This is a messenger RNA of Drosophila elegans, 1083 nucleotides long. Its product is annotated as serine protease SP24D. The transcript has 2 exons. The coding region runs from base 44 to 796 and encodes 250 amino acids. Gene Ontology annotation, molecular function: serine-type endopeptidase activity. The record is from RefSeq and is a predicted model, not a curated record. Gene Ontology annotation, biological process: proteolysis. NCBI's taxonomy places the organism in Eukaryota, Metazoa, Arthropoda, Insecta, Diptera, Drosophilidae.
CUUAUAGCAAGUAUAACUGUUUACGAAGCUUGCCCAUCCAGUUAUGAUACCUUUUUGGUCUUUUUUGCUGGUGCUUUGUGCAUCCGGAAUCGUGGGUCAGGUUCAUGCUGUGGAACCCCGGAUUGUGGGCGGAACCCAAGCGAAGGAGGGCCAAUUCCCCCAUCAGAUUUCCCUUCGUCGCCGUGGAAGUCACAUUUGCGGUGGAUCCAUUUUGUCCAGCAACUAUGUCGUCACCGCCGCCCACUGCGUGAAGCAAGGAAAAAAUGAAGUUCCCGCCAGCCAACUGACGGUCCACGCGGGCAGCCUGCUGCUCUCAAGCGGCGGUGAAAGGAUUCCGGUGGCCAACGUUACCGUGAAUCCCAAUUACAGGGGCAAUGGCUAUGAUGUGGCCGUGCUGCGCCUGCAUAGGUCCCUGACUCUAGGCUCCAACAUCGCCGCCAUCGAACUGGCCACCGACGAUCCGCCCAGCGAUGCCACCGUGGACAUAUCCGGAUGGGGCUCCAUCUCGCAGAUGGGACCGCUCUCCAACUCCCUGCUGUUCGUGCAGGUGAAGGCCCUGGCCCGGCAGACCUGCCAGCAGAAGUACCUCCACCAGCUGCCGGAGACCACGAUGUGCCUGCUCCAUCCCAAGGACAAGGGGGCCUGCUAUGGCGACUCCGGCGGACCAGCCACCUACGAGGGCAAGCUGGUGGGCGUGGCCAGUUUCGUGAUCGGCCGCUGCGGACGUGAUGCUCCCGAUGGCUACGAAAGGAUCUCCAAACUGAGGACUUGGAUCAGGGAGAAGGCGAGUUUGUAAAUCUCGAAAGUAUGAAAAUCCCCGGAUGGCAAAACAUUGCAAAAUUGGGUUCUUAAUUUGGCUUAGUUUAAUUAAAAAUCAAACCAUUUUAUUUGGGCAUAUUAUUGGUGUUAAAUGUUUAUUUAAAUUAAUUCAAGCACUUCAAAAAAUAUUAUCACCCAAUUCUGCAAUGGAUUCCGCUUCAAAAUUAUCUAUUCUGUAUAUAUCUUAUCUAUAUUGUCUACGUUUCAAAUAUGUACUAUAUUAUACCAAUAAAACAUUUAAAAAAAAACAGCACAGCAAAACUA